AAAUCUAAGAACAAUUGCACACAUAUAUUUGAUUCUUGAUUCAUUUAAUCUUGAAAGAAAAAAAAGUAGAAAGAAUAUGUGAUCUAAGUUGAGCAAGGUGUAAUUUGGGACAAACAUAACCCAUUCCUCCACUGAACAUAAAAAAGCAACAUCACACUAACUAAUUUCUAACAUCUGUCUCUACUUUUGAUUCUUAAUUCUAGUUUUUCGGCAACUCAUCAUCUAUCAGAGACGACAUCACUUUGUUCUUCGGUUGACCCCGCAAAAGUUUGAAACGACAGAUACCAUUAUUUCAUCUCAUCGCUUAACAAAUUAUUUUUAGUUGGAUUGCUAUCAUUGUAUGCUCCUUCCAUUGAUUUAUACCAAAAAUAAAUUGUCCUAUCGGGUAAUCUCAGAAAAGCAAGCCACAAUACAUUUCUAUGUAGCUUCUGGGUGUUAUUGCUUGUCAAUAUGGUCUAUGAAUGAUCAACAACCAAACGAAAGGGACCCAAAUCAAAAUUUUAAAAAAGAAUUCAACAAAGACAAUUCCAGAUCAACCCAAUUGGUCUUGCAUUAUAAGGAACUACCUUUCUCAAGGAUCCCAUAGAGAAGCCUUAGUGUUAUAUAACCAAAUUCCAUGUAGAGGAGCUUAUUUGUUAGGCUUAGUGCCUUUAGUUCUCAAGGCCUGUGCUUCUAGCUCUGAUUUAACUUAUGGGAAAUCUUUACACACUGAGGUAGUUAAGAAAGGUGUGGACUUUGAUGUAGUUAUUGGAACUUCUUUGAUUACCAUGUAUGCAAAAUGUGGGGAUAUAGUUGAUGCACGUAAACUGUUUGAUUAUAUGCCUGACAGAAAUGUUGUGACAUGGAAUGCUAUGGUUGGUGGAUAUAUUAGAAAUGGGGACGUGAAAUCACCUUCCGGUUUGUUUGAGAGGAUGUCGGUAAAAACUACGGUGACCUGGAUUGAGAUGAUCGACGGGUUCGCGAGGAACGGAGAUUUGGUUGGUGCUAGGUCUUUGUUUGAUCAAGUACCUCUUGAAUUGAAGAAUGUGGUAACAUGGACCGUAAUGGUUGAUGGCUAUGCAAGCAAAGGAAACAUGACAGAUGCAAGGGUAAUUUUUGAAAUGAUGCCACAGAGGAAUUUUUUUGUAUGGUCAUCAAUGAUUUCAGGGUAUUGCAAGUUAGGUGAAGUGGAAGAGGCAAGGGCAAUUUUUGAUAGGAUACCAAUUAGGAACUUGGUGAAUUGGAAUUCUUUGAUUUGUGGAUAUGCACAAAAUGGGUUUUGUGAGCAAGCAUUGGAGGCAUUUGGAAGUAUGCAAGUAGAUGGCUUUGAACCUGAUGAAGUAACUAUUGUGAGUGUUUUAUCUGCUUGUGCUCAGUUAGGCUUAUUAGAUGUUGGUAAAGAUGUUCAUCAAAUGGUGUAUGAUAAAGGGAUAAAGCUUAAUCAAUUUGUUAUGAAUGCAUUAGUUGACAUGUAUGCAAAAUGUGGGGAUUUAACUACUGCAAGAUCAAUUUUUGAAGGGAUGUGUUAUAAGAAUAAAUCCUGUUGGAAUGCUAUGAUAUCAGGUUUUGCUAUUCAUGGACAGUGCUCGGAAGCACUCGGCUUUUUCAGAAGGAUGGAAGAGUCCAAUGAGAGUCCUGACAAGAUAACAUAUUUAUCUGUUCUUUCGGCUUGCGCGCACGGAGGAUUUGUAGAUGAAGGUUUAGAGAUUUUUUCUAAGAUGGAGAAGUGUGAGCUAGCCGUGAACAUUAAGCAUUACGGUUGUAUGGUUGAUCUUCUCGGGCGAGCGGGAAGACUCCAAGAUGCAUAUGAUUUUAUUAAGAGAAUGCAGAUGAAACCAAAUGAUGUGAUUUGGGGUUCGUUGCUUGGAGCUUGUCGAGUUCAUUUCAAUAUGGAUAUGGCAGAAAAGGUGAUGGAAGAGGUUAACAGAAAAGAUUACAGAGCGGAUUCUGGAAAUGAUCCACAUUCUUUGCUGCUUUCAAAUAUAUAUGCUGCUUCGGACAGUUGGGAGAAGGCCGAAAGUAUGCGAAUGGUUACGAUGAAUAAACGGCUUCCAAAGACUCCUGGACGCAGCUCAGUUAUGCCUCUCAGUACAUAGCUUUGUUAUACAAAAACUUCUAAACUCCUGGACGCAUAUCAGUUUUCUACAACUUGAAAACUAUAUAUUUGGUGGUGUAAAAAAUAUCGUUUUUUUGUUUUCAAUUUCAGCAUUUCUUGUUUAAGCAUUUCUUUGCCAUGCUACACAUAUAGAUAGUAUAAUGCAAUCUCCUAUUUGCUCA
Messenger RNA from Mercurialis annua (annual mercury), 2256 nucleotides. RefSeq names its product pentatricopeptide repeat-containing protein At3g21470. The record is from RefSeq and is a predicted model, not a curated record. Lineage: Eukaryota; Viridiplantae; Streptophyta; Magnoliopsida; Malpighiales; Euphorbiaceae. Gene Ontology annotation, molecular function: protein binding; RNA binding. Gene Ontology annotation, biological process: RNA modification. The coding region runs from base 462 to 2075 and encodes 537 amino acids. The transcript has a single exon.